AUGCUAUCAAUAUUAUCAUUUUUCUUCAUGUUGAUCUUUGUUCUGCUCUGUUUCCUGGGGAUCCUGGCCAACGGCUUCAUUGUGCUGAUACUGAGCAGGGAAUGGCUACGGCGUGGCAGGCUGCUCCCCUCGGACAUGAUCCUCUUCAGUUUGGGCACCUCUCGAUUCCUCCAGCAAUGUGUUGGGCUGGUGAACAGUCUCUACUACUUCCUCUACCUGGUUGAAUACUCCAGGAGCCUUGCCCGGCAGCUCAUUAGUCUUCAUUGUGACUUUUUGAACUCGGCUACUUUCUGGUUUGGUACCUGGCUCAGCGUCCUGUUCUGUCUCAAGAUUGCUAACUUCUCCCACCCUGCCUUCCUUUGGUUGAAGUGGAGAUUCCCAGCAUUGGUGCCCUGGCUCCUGCUGGGCUCUAUCUUGGUGUCUUGCAUCGUAACUCUGCUGUUCUUUUGGGGAAACCACACUUUAUAUCAGGCAUUCUUAAAGAAAAAGAUUUCGGGGAACACAACCUUUAAGGAGUGGAACAGAAGGCUGGAAAUAGAUUAUUUUAUGCCUCUGAAACUUGUCACCAUGUCAAUUCCUUGCUCUCUUUUUCUGGUCUCAAUUUUGCUGUUGAUCAAUUCUCUCAGAAGGCAUUCUCAAAGAAUGCAGCACAAUGCUCACAGCUUGCAAGAACCCAAUGUCCAGGCUCACAGCAGAGCCCUGAAGUCGCUCAUCUCAUUCCUGGUUCUUUACGCACUGGCCUUUGUGUCCAUGGUCAUUGAUGCUACAAUCGUCAUCUCCUCAGACAACGUGUGGUAUUGGCCCUGGCAAAUUAUACUUUAUUUGUGCAUGUCUGUACAUCCAUUUGUCCUCAUCACCAAUAAUCUCAGGUUCCGAGGCACCUUCAGGCAGCUACUCUUGUUGGCCAGGGGAUUCUGGGUGGCCUAGAAG
This is a messenger RNA of Arvicanthis niloticus (Nile rat), 930 nucleotides long. Its product is annotated as taste receptor type 2 member 41. Gene Ontology annotation, molecular function: bitter taste receptor activity; G protein-coupled receptor activity. The record is from RefSeq and is a predicted model, not a curated record. Lineage: Eukaryota; Metazoa; Chordata; Mammalia; Rodentia; Muridae. Gene Ontology annotation, biological process: G protein-coupled receptor signaling pathway; sensory perception of taste. Gene Ontology annotation, cellular component: membrane.